Triticum aestivum (bread wheat) is the source of this 1137-nucleotide messenger RNA. RefSeq lists its product as uncharacterized. The coding region runs from base 100 to 840 and encodes 246 amino acids. Lineage: Eukaryota; Viridiplantae; Streptophyta; Magnoliopsida; Poales; Poaceae. The transcript has 4 exons. The record is from RefSeq and is a predicted model, not a curated record.
CUACAGAUUCAAGAAAAACAGAAAGACUUGAAAGCUCAAUACAGACUUCUUAAGGAUGCCCGCAAACAGAGAGGUGUCAGCUGGAACUAUCAUACACACAUGAUAGAUGCUGACGCACAUCUUUGGCAAAACUUGAUGACUUCGUGGCCAGAAAUAGCUAAGUUCCAGAAUAAGCCCUUUCCCCUCUACGAUAAGCUUGGUGAUCUGUAUGAUGGGCAUAUAGCAGAAGGUAACUUCAAUUUCACAUCAACUGAGGUUACAGAAGUGAGUGAUGGUGAUCUCGAAGUUGAAAGAGAGAAGACUGCUUUCUCUUUUGACCUGAAUCAAUACGGUGAUGAUUUACACAUGUAUGAUGAUCCAAGAGAUGCCGCCCCAAGUGAUGGUCCAAGUGAUGCUGCCCCAAGUGAUGGUCCCAGAGAUGCUGUCCCAAGUGAUGGUCCAAGAGGUGCUGCCCCAAGUGAUGGUUCAAGAGAUGCCACACAAAGAGGUGGUGUUGCUACUUCAAAUAACAAGCAUGUGAAGGAAUCAAAGAAGGGUAAGAAGCGUGAUGAUCCUAUGGUGGAAGUGAUGUCACAAUAUGUGGAGAUCAAACGGAAGCAAGCGGAGGAGGAGUCUGCUCUAUUGGCCGGGGCAAAAAAUGCCCAAGAAUUCUCCAUCAGCAAGUGCAUUGCUGUUUUGCACAAGAUGGAAAGUAUCCACCGCGAUGAAAGAGCCACUGCCUACAAAGUGUUCAAAAGUGUUGAGAACCGUGAGAUCUUUCUUAAUUCUGCCGCUGAAGAUGAAGAAAGUGCUGCAGUGUUUCUUCGGAGCGAAAUGGCAGAGUUGACUCAACGUAUCUAAGGUUCUCAAGCACCAAAAGAAGCAACAAUAAACAAGCUGGAGGGAUAACUUUCUCUCAGAUUCUCAAAGAUAGAUGAUCAUCACACCAAAAGAUUGAUAUAUCUUUGCUGCAAAAUUAUGUUGGGGCUAUGAUGAAUUGUUGUUGCUACGAAAGAUCAUAUUGUCAUGAUAAAUUAUGAUUCCUGGGAUUUGGGAUUCGAAGUCAUGUUGUUAUGAUAAAUUAUGAUGUUGUUGUGAUGAUAUAUUGAUUUUGAGUCAUGCAAAAUUAUGUUGCUGCUGGAAAAAACUACUGCUAAA